Messenger RNA from Penaeus monodon (black tiger shrimp), 759 nucleotides. RefSeq names its product 39S ribosomal protein L12, mitochondrial-like (gene mRpL12). Gene Ontology annotation, cellular component: ribosome; mitochondrial large ribosomal subunit. Gene Ontology annotation, molecular function: structural constituent of ribosome. The record is from RefSeq and is a predicted model, not a curated record. Lineage: Eukaryota; Metazoa; Arthropoda; Malacostraca; Decapoda; Penaeidae. Gene Ontology annotation, biological process: mitochondrial transcription; translation.
UUGGACAUUAUGCAAGCUUCUAAAUUUCUUGUAGGCACCAAUUAUACAGCUCUGACAUGCUGUUUGAGACAGAAAUUGUGGAAGCAAUCUGCUAUAUAUGGCUUGAAAUGUCAACGUCGCUUCCAGAGCGCCGAGGCACUUGCUGUCCCAACUGCAGAAGGGGCACCCAAGGUUUACCCUGAAAAAAUUCAGUCAAUUGUGUCCCAGAUCUCUCAGCUAACACUUGUGGAGGUAGCAGAUUUGAAUGAAUUGCUGAAGAAGACUCUAAACAUUUCUGAUGCCCCAGUGAUGGCUUUUGGUGCUGGAAUGCCAGCAGCAGCUCCGGCACAGGAGGAAGAGGAUGAAGAGGCAGCUGCUCCAAAGAAAGUUCAGACAAGUUUCACUAUCAAGUUGAUGAAGUUUGAUACAGCAAAGAAGGUAGCACUUAUUAAGGAAGUAAAGGCCUUGCUUGAAGGCAUGAACCUUGUCCAGGCAAAGAAGUUUGUUGAAAGCUGUCCUACAGUUGUGAAAGCUGACAUUCCAAAGGAUGAAGCUGAAAAGCUGAAAGAAGCUCUUACAGCAGUUGGUGCUGAAUGUGUAAUUGAAUAGAACAUUCGUUUGUUCAUAUUUUGAAGACAAAGAUCAGUCAUUGGAAAAUUUCCAUUUUUUGUUUGUGGAAUGACUCAUGUAAAUAGGCAGUAUGAUAUCUGUAUUGAAAGAAAUGUGAUUGUAUGCUUUUUUUUCUUAACAUAAUUAGCUUUCAAUAAAAUAGUGAAAGUU